Molecule: messenger RNA, 813 nt
Organism: Diutina rugosa
Lineage: Eukaryota; Fungi; Ascomycota; Pichiomycetes; Serinales; Debaryomycetaceae
Gene: SUR7
Product: Sur7p
Exons: 1
Coding region: 1-813 (270 amino acids)
Biological process (GO): fungal-type cell wall organization; cortical actin cytoskeleton organization; endocytosis
Cellular component (GO): membrane raft; cell cortex; plasma membrane
Source: RefSeq, a predicted model, not a curated record
AUGAAGUGGUUUCACACCCUUGGUAACCUCCUCUUCCUUGCGGGGACGAUCGUGAUGAUGAUCUUUGUCAUUUUGGGGGGUUCGCUGAGCCACACCCCCAUCCGCCAGUUCUGGUGGCUCGAGGCCGACACCCAGGGCAUUGGCAACUCCCGCUGGGACCGCACUGCGUGGUCGUUCUGGGGCAAGUGCAACGCUAACGACUUCAACGACUGUGACUUGGGCCCCGCCUACCCCAUCUCCCCUCAGGACAACUUCCGCACCACCGAUGUCCCCGGCAACUUCCACCUGAGCCGCGGCGCCUACUUCUACCUCACCAAGUUUGCUUUCGCCUUCUGCCUCAUUGCCUUCUGCUUUGUCUGCUUCACUUUCCUCACCCACCUCGCCCAGUUCUGCUUCACUCGUGGUGACAAGUACAACACCUUCUUGUUGGCGUUUGCCCUUUUCUUCGCCGCCGGGUGGGUGUCGUUCCAGACGGCGGUGGUGGUGAUGGCUCGCGAUGCGUUCAAGGGCCACAACGCUAAGGUUGCCGUCAAGACGAUGGCGUUGAUGUGGACGUCGUUCUUCCUCAUCUUGGUGCUUUUCUUCUCCUCGGUGUGGGCCACGGUGUCGGCGUCGUGGAAGUCCCACAUGGACACCGUCCGCGGCGGUGACAACCUGUACUACCAGCCCCACCAGCUGAGCGCCGUCCACAACGACCAGCUGAGCUUCACCAGAGCCAACGCCCCGGAAAUCAAGGACGACAACCUGGGCGGGAUCCGUUUCUUCAAGAUUAAGCGCAACGCUAAGGCCGAGGCCGACGACGAGCUGGUUUAG